AUGCUAUUAAACGCGUUUGAGAGAUCCGCCUGGAGAAUCGUGGCGUCACUGUGCGUGCUCAUGUAUGAUCUGGCGGCGUGGAUUAUCGCCUCGCUACCUCCCUGGACGGCGACGCAGUACUGGAGUGGGAGGAAAUGGGCUCGUGCCGCUUCUGCUAGUGAGGAAAGUGCCGAUUUUGCCGCGAGGCGUAGGACACACUCUCCUACGGCUAUGGGCCGAGUCCCUCCCUCUGGCUUAGCGAGAGCGAUGAGGCGGGAGGACGUGAGCAAGGAGCACACCUCUUCGGGGAGUUUCCCUUGGAGUAUUGUGUUGACGAGGGCGUGGAGGUGGGUGGUAACGGCUGCGUUGGCGAUAGCUGCAUCCCUGAGGUGUUCGAACGUCAUCCCCGACGGCCCUCCCCCCACACCGUUUUCGCAGCGGCAUAGGAUUUUCGCGAAUGCAGCUGAGGUGAUGGUCACCACGUGGGCCUCGUCCGUUGGUGUCCAGUCAAUGUGUCCAGGUGGCGUGGCCUCGCCGCCCGUUGGAAGCCGUUCUCCCGUCCUCGGCCACGCCCCGCAGCUCACCGCCGCCCGCCUCUGCCUCCACGUAAUGCCUGUCGCAGGUGGUGGCGGUUCCCCGUUGCCGUAUUCGCCGCGGCCGUUUGGCGUGGCGUUUGCUGCGCUUGCCUCGCCGGUACAGUCGGCGCCGGUUGCCCCUGUUGCGGCAAUGUCUGUCGCGGGUUCUCCUGCUCACGCGUGCUCCACGGUAGUCGACUCUGGACGAGAGUCGGCGGGUGUGGCCGUCCAACCGCGCGUGGUGGCGCCGGCGCCUGUGCCUGCCUUCGUUCUGGCGCCUGCGGCUGACGUGGCGCCUCUCCCUGCUCCUGGCGCGGCGCCCUCUCCCGCGCCUCACGUUCCGGUGUUGCCGUCGCCUGCUGAGACGGCGGCUGUUGCUGGGGUGGCACCUGCGUCUGGCGUGGCGCCUCCUCCUGCGCCUGUGGCGCUGCCCGUGGUGUCUCCUGCUGCAUCCCUUGAUGCACCGGGUGGGAAGUCUGCCCCUCCGCUCCCCUCGGCUUCCGCGUCUGGCCAUGCCCUUCCUCCGGCAGUGCUGCAGCGUAACUCCCGUCCUCAUUCGCCCUCCCCCCAAGAUGAGCGGGAUGUGUCUCGUCGACGGCGUGAUUCCCCUCACCGACGGCAGCCGCAGGCGAACUGGCAUGCGCACCAGGGUGGGUGGAGGGGGGGUCGUGGUCGCGGGCGUGGCGGGUGGCUGGACGCGCCAGCAACAAUCGCGAACGUGCGGCAGAUUGUGACUGAGGCGUUUCGCGACGGUCAGGCCGGCCCGGCGAGUCAGAACAACUCGCGACGUGCGGCUCCAACGCCGUCUGCUCCCCUUCCGGUCGCUCGCCCCGUGGUUGCUCUGACGCCCGCGGUGUCACUGCCGACUCCCUCGGCCCCUGCUCGUGGUGGUGGGGCUGGACUUCCUCGACUACAGCUCCCUUCUCUGGCGGAGGAGCUCCUUCCCCCGCGCGCCGAGGUUCCGGAGGCGACGCUCGGCCAGUUAUGGAGGCUCUCGGAGAGCCUCCGUGCGCUCCUGCUUGUGCAGUCCCUGGCGCACGGGUCUCUUCCGCCUGUUCCGGCGGAAUCACUGCUUGACGGCCCGCGGGACGACUGUCUUGACGCGGCCGACCAGAUUGCCCUCCUCCUAGCGCCUGUGUUGGCCGCGCCCGUGCGGGGAGGCGUUGGGGCUGUGGCGCAACUGGACGCGGCUGUGCGGGACUUACGGAGGUACCUGCGGGCAGGUUCCGGAGCCGACGCGAUUGGCGCCGCCAUUCUGGUGGUCCGCUCGGUGUGGCAGACGAUGACGGGCAUUCUGCAUGCCCUGCAGGCGGAUCGGAUGUAG
Molecule: messenger RNA, 1878 nt
Organism: Closterium sp. Naga37s-1
Lineage: Eukaryota; Viridiplantae; Streptophyta; Zygnematophyceae; Desmidiales; Closteriaceae
Source: the annotation of a GenBank genome assembly